This is a messenger RNA of Drosophila kikkawai, 2201 nucleotides long. RefSeq names its product Hexosaminidase 1 (gene Hexo1). Gene Ontology annotation, cellular component: lysosome; plasma membrane. Gene Ontology annotation, biological process: carbohydrate metabolic process; protein deglycosylation; glycosaminoglycan metabolic process. The record is from RefSeq and is a predicted model, not a curated record. Gene Ontology annotation, molecular function: beta-N-acetylglucosaminidase activity. NCBI's taxonomy places the organism in Eukaryota, Metazoa, Arthropoda, Insecta, Diptera, Drosophilidae.
ACCCAUGCCUUAGGAAAGGGUAUUCAUGUGUAGACCUUCCCAUUUCCCAUUCGUUUGUUUACUCUGCUCGCUGAUUUUCUGGCACGGACAAAAUGAGCUCUCUGGUUAAGAGACAGCGUAAAAACUUGUUUUGAAAUAACCAAUUGGUUUAAUUUAAAUUCCCGAAGCAUUCACCGCAGUUGGCUUUGAGAGUUUCUGCAUUGAGGUUGGCAAAAAUGAAGCGGAGCGGACUAGGAGCAACGCUGCUCCUGGCCCUGGUGGCCCCACUUAUGGCCCACAGUUCAGACAACCUGGUGGUUUACGGCUACCAGUGCCGGAAAGGCCUCUGCCAGAAGGUGGAGCUCAGCGAGCAGAACUUCGCCGAAGCCAUAAGCUUGCCCGUGUGCCGGCUCUUCUGUGGCAGCUCUAUUGGCACUGUUUGGCCUAAGCCCACGGGUGCUGUGCGUUUGGACUCGCUGAUGCGCCAGGUGGACAUAUCGUUUAUUGACUUCAAUUUUAAUGGCACCAUCGUACGCAAGGAGAAGCUUUGGAAGGCGGCUGAAAACCGUUGGAUGGACUUGCUGGAUGCCAAGAUACCUGACCGCAAGAUCCUCGCCAGGGGCGGCUAUCGCAUGUCCGUCAACAUCAAUACCCCCGAUGAUGGGGCUCCGGCCAAACUUACCCUGGACACUGAUGAGAGCUAUGUCCUGGACAUUGAUACGGAUGAGUCGGGUCAUGUGCUGGCCAACAUUACGGCCAAUAACUUCUUUGGAGCCCGCAACGGUCUGGAGACUCUGGCCCAGUUGAUAGUCUAUGAUGAUAUCAGACGGGAGGUGCAGGUGGCAGCCAACGCCUCCAUCAGUGAUGCGCCGGUGUACAAGUGGCGUGGAUUGCUCCUCGACACUUCCCGCAACUACUACUCGGUGAAGUCGAUCAAGAGGACGCUGGAGGGCAUGGCUCUAGUCAAGCUCAACACCUUCCACUGGCAUAUCACGGACUCGCACAGCUUCCCCCUCGAGGUGAGCAAGCGCCCGGAGCUGCACAAGCUGGGUGCCUACUCCCAGCGUCAGGUUUACAGCCGUCGCGACGUGGCCGAGGUUGUGGAAUAUGGAAGAGUGCGCGGCGUCCGCGUGAUGCCCGAGUUCGAUGCACCUGCUCAUGUGGGCGAGGGAUGGCAGCACAAGAACAUGACCGCCUGCUUCAAUGCCCAGCCUUGGAAGGAUUUCUGUGUGGAGCCACCAUGCGGACAGCUGGAUCCCACAGUAGAGGAUAUGUACAACGUCCUGGAGGACAUUUAUGAAACCAUGUUUGGCCAGUUUGACGCCGAUGUGUUCCAUAUGGGCGGCGACGAGGUGUCCACCAGCUGCUGGAACAGCAGUCGCACCAUCCAAACGUGGAUGAAGCAGCAGGGCUGGGGCCUGGAGACCGCUGACUUUAUGCGCCUGUGGGGUCACUUCCAGACGAACGCCCUUGGCCGGGUGGACAAGGUGGCCAAUGGCACGAACACGCCUAUAAUCUUGUGGACUAGCGGCCUGACCGAGGAGCCUUUUAUCGACGAGUAUCUGAACCCGGAGCGCUAUAUCAUUCAAAUCUGGACUACGGGCGCAGAUCCCAAAGUAAAGAAGAUCCUGGAGCGGGGCUAUAAGGUGAUUGUUUCGAACUAUGAUGCCCUGUAUUUGGAUUGCGGCGGCGCUGGCUGGGUGACCGAUGGCAACAACUGGUGCUCCCCCUACAUAGGCUGGCAGAAGGUCUACGAUAACAGCCUGAGGAGCAUUGCCGGCGACUAUGAGCACCAUGUCUUGGGUGCCGAGGGAGCCAUCUGGUCGGAACAAAUCGAUGAGCAUACGCUGGACAAUCGCUUCUGGCCAAGGGCCAGUGCUUUGGCCGAACGGCUGUGGUCGGAUCCCGUGCAGGGCUGGAGGUCGGCAGAGGCUCGCCUUCUGCUGCACCGCGAGCGGCUGGUGGAGAAUGGCCUGGCCGCGGAGGCAAUGCAGCCGCAGUGGUGCCUGCAGAACGAGCAUGAGUGCCCCAUUGAUGCGUACGAUGCACAAGCGGCUUGAUCCGCGAUUAGUAAGUCUUCCCCGAUGAUAAUGGUCACUAUUCUUGUAGUUGUAGUCUAGGUGGCGGCGGCGGGCGGCUUUGGGUGAUCGUUCUGCUCCUCCUCACAGCUCUCUCCGCCUGAAAUAAAUCAGAUUCAAGGCUCCGAAAGUGACCUUACGCAA